AUGGUCCGCAUCGCUUCUUUCCUCCUCCUUGCCGCCUCUAUCGCCCAGGCGCGCCCAGUUCCUCCCGCCUCUGGCCGGGAUGAUACUCAGUUCGCCAAGCGCGAUAACGUUGUGGGCGUUGCCACGACAUACCAUCAUUUACAGUAUUUAGCCACAACUCUUGUCAAUGCUCAGCCAACUGCGAUAGCACCAUCCGCGAUAUCCUCCAGCGCCCAUGCGAGCUCUACGGCACUGACUCCCGGCCAGGUGGCAAAGGAGGUACUAAUAGGCGGAUUCACUGGGCUCAUUGCUGCUGGAGGUCUUGGAGGCCUCGCGAUCAAGUUUGGAUCCACUGCCAAUGCCGUAUACGAUACGAAUGUAGCAGUGCAGAGCCUAGAAAGCCUCCAUUCCAUGCAGGUUCUGGACGCCAUACCAAUCAGUGAGAAUUUCGCAGAGGCAGUUGCACUUGCCAACACUCCCGCUUCGGUGGAGUUCUUUUCCGAGCUAUCUACCCAGCUGGCAAACCAAGGCCUGCAGCUAUCCACCGAAACGCUCCGCAACAUGGUCACCAAUUUUGGGGCUGAGGCAGUUACGUCCGCCGCUGCGGCACAACCCCUCAACGUCGCUUCGGGAUCCACUCCCGCCUCUGGGGCCGCUGCACAGAUACAGCCGAACGCAGCUGCCACAUCUGUAGGCGGCGUGGGCACAGCUGCAGGCACAGCUGCCGGAAUCGCAAAGUUCGCUCAACUCGCUGGCAUUGACGCUACUGCUGCCACUGAAGCAAUCAUGGGCCAGGUGAUUGCCGAGACAGUGGGUGGUAUCGCACACAUGCCCUUUGCUCCGUUCAGCUUCUUGUCACACGCAUUCCAGCACCUCAUGACCCCCGCGACAAUCGCGGCCACGUACAAUCUACCUCACUGGCCACGACCUGCCUCGGAGUCGUUCCAUACAGCACCUGAAUCGGGCAAUCCCUCUUCAUCAACUGAGUCUUUCAACACCACGCCUGAGUCAGGCAACCCUUCUUCCUCGACCGAGUCGUUCCGUACCGCGCCCGAAUCAGAGUCAUACCACACGGCGUCCGAGGGGUCGUCUGAAGUCCCGAGCGAGGGUGGUUCCACGGAGACUCUAAUCCAUCACGAGAUUCCUGGAGCAAAGUACCGCACCCACGACACCUCAUCGUCCGGAUCCGAGAGCACAGUCGGGUCCGAAAGUUCAGCUUCAUCAACCGAAACCGUCAUACACCAUGAGCUCCCCGGCGCUGAGGUGCUGUCCCAAUCCGGCUCAGAAAGCUCAUCAUCUGGAUCCGAGAGCACAGCCGGAUCCGAGAGCAUAGCCGGCUCAGAGAGCAGCGCCUCAUCGAGCGACACCGUGAUCCACCACGAGGCGCCCGGCUCCUCGUCUUCAGACUCCGGCUCCGCAUCGCCAAACAGCUCAGGCUCAUCCGAGUCUCAAUACGACGAUGCCCCUUCCUCGCCCACCGCUGCACCGACGUCACCUCAACCGACCACGCCACCAUCGCUGAAGAAGCCGGAGGCCGCGCCGCCCAAGAAAGCCGAGUCAGCCGCCAAACCAGCCGCGCCUGCUCCUGCUCCGGCAUACAUCCCGCUCGCGACGGAAAAUAUGGCUGGCAAGCCGCCAACGCCGGAACAGGCGGGUGGCUGUCCAUCGGAUACGUUCUGUCAGUAUGGUGACCACCGGUAA
This is a messenger RNA of Coniosporium apollinis CBS 100218, 1680 nucleotides long. RefSeq lists its product as uncharacterized. The coding region runs from base 1 to 1680 and encodes 559 amino acids. NCBI's taxonomy places the organism in Eukaryota, Fungi, Ascomycota, Dothideomycetes. The record is from RefSeq and is a predicted model, not a curated record. The transcript has 2 exons.